Seminavis robusta is the source of this 1924-nucleotide messenger RNA. The record is from the annotation of a GenBank genome assembly. NCBI's taxonomy places the organism in Eukaryota, Bacillariophyta, Bacillariophyceae, Naviculales, Naviculaceae.
UUCAGUCUGACGUCAGAGCUGAUUCGAUUCGAUUCGAUUCGUGACUGUCAUUCACACAGUGUCACACAAAAGGUCUCGCCACUCCACAAGCCACAAAAUCCAAAGAUCCAAAGCAAUGGUAUUACCGGUAGCUACCGUAGCUAGUAGUUCCAGUCAACACAGUAGGCCUACUACUUUCUCGUUGUUGUCUUCUAUCAUCUGAUGAUAAGUUUGACUGACUUGACGAAAGUGUAUUCGGUGGAAGGAUGAAGCAACGACUGCUAUGUCUUCUCUUGGCUAUUCCACACCUGUACUUUGUCGCAAGCUUCCAACCCCAGACGUCUCCACUCAUGACAGUGGACGUGUCCCUUCCAACAAAGAAAACAGAGCCAAGAAACUUGCGAAUCCCACGCCUUCCACCAUGGACGGAGCAUUUGAUGGAGCGAUCCGUUCAGAUUCGAUCGAGCGACCAGUUUAGCAGUCGCAGCCACAAUAUGCUACCUCUACAAAUCUAUCGCGCUACCAACACGACGCAAGCCUUGUCAAGACGUAACAGCAAGAGAAGGGAUAUCCAUGAUACUGCCAACAACGACAACAAUCUGUCUAGAUCCUCUGCCACCUUGGUCCAACAGUUUGACUCGUUGUCGCCGACACAACAACGUCAAUUGCAACAAAAGAUUCAAAAGGAACACUCCGCUUCAAGUCCUCUCAAUCGCCACGAGCAUUUGCACAUUUUGUAUCGCGACGACCACAUUUGUGUUUGUGUCAAACCGGGCGGCAUUCUCAGUGUGCCUGGGCCUCGACGCAACCCCAGUUUGGCCGGAUUGGUCUGGGACGUCCUGCAGCCAUGGCAGAUCGACAGUAUGGAUCAAAUGAUUGUCCAUCGACUCGACAUGGACACCAGUGGCAUUCUCGUUUAUGCCCUCUCCAAACAAGCCCUCUCCCAGCUGCAUGACGAUUUCCGACAACGGCGGGUCCGCAAGGAAUAUCAAGCACUGCUGGUGGGACAUGUCGCUCCGGCCGAAAUGGAACUCGCCAUGGAGUUGGAACGAGAUCCACAUCAUCCACCCUUCAUGAGAAUUGCCGAACCACGCAGCAAUCAUAGUGCCAGUACCAUUCCGUUGGGAGUCCAUGCAGGAUUUCAAAAAAUGAUUGAAAAGGCCGCCAAACCAUCCUUGACGACACUUUCCGUCGUAUCCUGGGAAUACUUAUCAGACGACGACCUUCCCGUCACUCGCGUCCAACUCACACCCCACACGGGACGAACCCACCAACUGCGUGUUCAUUGUGCGGCAUUGGGGCAUGCCAUUGUGGGAGAUGACAUUUAUGGAUAUGACGGGGAAGGACUCUUUGGGGGAGGCUCUCAUAUUGCGGCCGGCAUGACCGCGUGGCAUCAGGAAUUGCAUCGCAAUGUACAGAAUCUAGCAUCCGAGAAGGGACUAUGCUUGCACGCGGCCAAGUUGUCACUCUGUCAUCCCAUCACUGGUGCACCCAUGAUCUUUCAAGCAGACGCAGUGUUUUGAAAAUACAAAACAAGGCCCACGUUCGAUAAAAUUCCAAAAUCAGAAAUCAAGCAGUCUGCGAAACAACUGGUACCAUCACAAGGCCCGCAUCCGAUAUACUUCCAAGCAGAAACAAGCAGUGCCAUGUCUUCGAAACUUCAUUCCAGACAUAGGCUCAAGCAGCCGUUCGAGCCGAGAUAACCUGUGAUUCAGCAAUUUGCUUGGAAAAUCCAAAGUUGGCCUUCAUCGAUCUGUGCACUGGAAAUUUGGCUCUCUAGAGACCACCAAGUUGUCUCUGGCAGGUCGUUUUUUGGCUGAUGAUUCAACUUUGCACCACUGCCGGAAAAGCAGCAUAAAUAAAUAUAGUCAUGAAAAUGGCAAUUGGGGUGAUUGUCUUCAGCCUAGCUAGCCAGAUUGUCAAUAGUCGUUAAUUUGAGAGAAAC